Molecule: messenger RNA, 1067 nt
Organism: Lucilia sericata (common green bottle fly)
Lineage: Eukaryota; Metazoa; Arthropoda; Insecta; Diptera; Calliphoridae
Product: cuticle protein 64
Exons: 2
Coding region: 135-614 (159 amino acids)
Source: RefSeq, a predicted model, not a curated record
AUCACAACACAUUGUGGCAGACACAGGCACAGCAUAAGAGAUUACAAAUAAAAUUUGUACAAGAAGUUGUUUUAAAUAAUUAAAGAAAAUAAUUUUAAAUUUUGUUAAAUUUAUAACUUAAAAAAAACAACAAUAUGUAUAAAUUGUACCUCUUAGUACUAGCUGUGCUCUGCAGUAGCCAAUCUUCCUUGGCUGGCUUCUUGGGUGGCUAUGGCGGUUACGGUGGUUACGGAGGUCAUGGCCUUAGCUAUGGUUAUGGCGGUGGUCAUGGCAUCGGCUACGGCUAUGGUGGUCAUGGUGGUGGUUAUGGUGGCGCUGUAAUAGCUGCUGCUCCCGUUGCUGUAGCUGCUCCUGUAGUAACCAAAGUAGCCGUAUCCCAGCCCAUCAUAACAAAAACCAUUACUCCUGUUAUUACGAAGACCAUUAGUGCCGCACCCAUUACUGUGACUAAAGUAGCAGCUCCUGUAGUUGCAGCACCCGUUGUGGCUGCACCCGCCUACAUAGGCGGAGGUUAUGGCGGUUAUGGUCAUGGUUAUGGCGGCGGCUAUGGUCAUGGCAUUGCCAUUGGUGGACUCUAUGGCGGUCAUGGUUAUGGUGGUGGCCAUGGUUGGUAAGCAGGAUAUUUGCAAUAGCAAUUAGAGAGUUAUGUUUCUAUUGGAAGAGUUAUGGAAAUAAUUGAAAGAAACAUAAAAUCUUGCAUUUAAUCAGAUAUCACAUUAUAUAUCUUAAUUUUUCUUUAAACAUUUGUAUAUCAAUCAUCUUUCCAUCGUUUGUAUUGCAUUAAAAAAAAACACAAAUAAUUAUUUUAAACCUGCCAAAUAAACAGUCAUAUUCAUUAUUAUUUAAGCUAAACAUGCUCAUUAUAAAAUACAUAUAUUUAAUAAAUAUUAUUAAUAAUACUAACCAUCUUGUAUAUAUAUAUUUUUUAUAUCAUAUUCAAUCCAUAUGUACCUUAUUUAAUCAUUUAAAAAGUAUAUUGUCCAAAAUGUUUAUGACUAAAUAAUUUUAUAAAUUAUCGAAUUUAAACCAACCAAUAAAGCACAAUUAGCACCAAAAAUGUGUGCUCC